Molecule: messenger RNA, 1038 nt
Organism: Heterostelium album PN500
Lineage: Eukaryota; Evosea; Eumycetozoa; Acytosteliales; Acytosteliaceae
Source: the annotation of a RefSeq genome assembly
AUGUCGAGUAAGGACAAAGAUAAGUUUCAUUACAUUGACUAUCAAGACGCAUCUCUAUAUUAUAAUUAUAUAAUACAAACAAAUAGAAAUAUAAAUGCAAAUUAUAAAAAUAAUAAAUAUCAGAUACAGAAGAAAGAUAUAGAUAUAGCUAAAAGACUGACAAUUAGACUCGUUGAUUUUUCAGUUAAUAAAUCAAUGUAUUUAUUAUAUGAAUAUAUUCAAAAGCUAUCGUCCAACCCUCAAAUAAUCGAUAAAAAUAAUCAUAGUCAUCAACAUUUUACGUCAAUACCAGCUCCCGUUUCAAAUAGUAAUCAAAACCAACUACCGGGAAAGGAAUGUACUCAAGAACAGGAUAAUAACCAACAUCAACAAUUGUUUCCAUGUACUCCAGCCAAAACAAUAUACGACCAGCAGAUGGCCACGAGGACACCACCAUACACUAAUAAUACUCACCCUCCAACCCCAAUCUCAACUAUUAAGGAUCAUGAUUGCUAUGAUAUACCUUCGCCAUCAAUAAUCAAGAUACACAGACAGUCUACCCUCAUACCCGUCCUACCAGUCUCAACACCGUUGUUUUUUGAUCCUAAUGCAAAUUCAUCAAACAACUAUUAUUAUAACACUAAAAAACCUAUAAUCCUAAAUGAAAAUAUCGACCCUAACAUGAACGAAAACAUUCAUUUUAAUUCAUACGAUACUUACAUUAAACCAAAUAUUUUUAAUUGUAACAAUAUGUUCUCCAUUGAUAAUCCAGGUCUAGAAGAUUGUCUAACCGAUCUUAACGAUUCUACCCUGCGGAAUAUGGAAGAACAUAAGCCUCAUAAUGACAACAGAGCACCGAUCGGCGCACGACAGAACCAUAAUAAUAAGAAUAUGGAAGAACAUAAGUUUAAUAAUGAAAACCCCAACCCAGCACCGAUCGACGCACGACAGGACAAUAAUAAUAAUAAUAAGAAUACAAAAAGAUAUAGAGAAAACACAGUAUCUUCAUCGUUAAAAAAAGUUAAGACCAAUAAAAAGAACACUGUGAAUUUAAAUUAA